UGAAAUCCUUGUUUUUCGAAGUGAAUUAUAAGCAAAUAAAAAUAAAUUUUAGUAAUUUUGCUUUUUUAUGUAUGUUGAAUCAAUGUUAAUAAUGCCCGAACCGUUUGAUUUAAUAAUAUUUUUUGGCAGAUACUAUAGUAUCUUGACGACGGCAAAACAAAUGGCAUUUUCAGCCUUAUCAAAAAUGUGAGAUUUUUUUAUAAUGUCAUGAAGCAAUUGAAGACAUAAAUCGGGAAAAAGUUACAGAUAUGCAUACAACCAGUACAUUGAGAGGGGUUUUUCCGGAAACAAAACCUGCUUAUCGAAGAAAUUUCAUCAAAGAAAAUGUGAAAUCUAUCAAGCAGUUACAGGGUUUACUCCAAGAAGCAGGAAUACCAAAAUCUAAGGGAUCAAAUAUGGAAAAAUUUCACAAUGUUCCGUCCUUCCACAAAACAAGAGAUGCUACACCUCAACGCCAGCAAAUGAAUCAUCUUAAUAAAAACUCAAAGUCGCCCACCAGAAAAACUAUUUCUCUCGGAUUAAAACUGAAAGCUGAAGACAAAGCAGAAAUACCUGAUGUUAACACUGAUUCAACUCACCAAAGUGGACAGAAAGUCACUCAUCGUUCAGUGCAAACGGAACGAACGGAUGACAUCAAUAAAUUAUUUGAAACUGGGGUAAUCAAAUAUCCAAGUGCUGGUUUAGCAAAGCUGAGGGAAUCUCCAAAUUUAAAAGAUCAUGGUGAUGAUCUUGAUAGGGAUAUUCAGAACUUAGAACUGGAUGAAAAAGAUUUUAUAAAAGAAAAUAUGAGAGGUUUCAAACCAAGGGCUGUGAAACAACUUCUUACUAAAGUACCAGCUGAAGCACCACCAACAUAUCAGAGGGGAGUUGUCCCAAAAUACAUUAGGGAUAGGAAACAGGAUAAAGUGGAAGAUGAAGAGGAACCAUGUCCUGUAGGUCAUGUACUCUUGCCUGAAGAAGAAAGGAAAGAAACUUUGAGGGUUUUGAGACAAAGUUAUGCUGAUCGAAUUCAAGAACUGAAUUGUUUGCCUGUACGGAGUGACACUCUUAGAAUAAAAAAAAGGAAGAUGGAAAUAGAAGAAGAGUUGAAAAGAAUAGAUGGAGGCAUUAAAGUUUUUCAAAGGCCCAAAGUGUAUGUUAAAGUGGAUGCUUGAAAACAGCAACAUAUCAGUUUCAAAAUGGAUUGCUAUGGUUAUUAAUAAAAUUAUGUAUUCGUGGCUAAUUGACUAAAACUAUUUAUUGUUUACAUUGUGAUUCCACUAGGCGUUGAGUCUUUCAUAGUACAUUCAUUGUGAAUUAAAAAAAGUAAUCAUUUUCAUUGGUCAAGACUGGAUUUGAGACACUGAUGUUAUUACACUUCACAGAUAUUUUUUCAAUGCCUGAAUUAGAAAUUAUAUUUUAAUAUUUCUCAGGAC
Molecule: messenger RNA, 1415 nt
Organism: Leptinotarsa decemlineata (Colorado potato beetle)
Lineage: Eukaryota; Metazoa; Arthropoda; Insecta; Coleoptera; Chrysomelidae
Cellular component (GO): cytoplasmic microtubule
Source: RefSeq, a predicted model, not a curated record